UGUCAGGCCGGGAUCUUACAGUGGUGACUCGUAAAUUUCGACUCACACAUCUCAAAGCGCAAGGAAUAUAUCACCAUCCUUUCCAGCCCAGUUACACCAAUUCCGCACCCCAGAAACGAAAAUUAUCUCUAACCUACAAUAACCCCGAAAAUGCCUGAACCCUCGGAGAACCCAGCUCCUCCUCCGGCCGAGACUCCUGCUGCCGCUCCCGCCGCCGAGGGUGGUGAGGGUGGUGAGGCCGGCGGAAUUUCGAAAAAGGCUGCAAAGAAGGCGGAGGCUAAGGCCAAGAAGGAGGCCGAUAAGAUCCGUCGCGCCAACGAGCAAGCUGCCGCCGCCGCCGCGUCCCGUGCCGCUGUCCAGGCCGAGGACCUCGCCAAAGACAACUACGGCCAGGAGACACACGACACGAAGCUCUCCGCUGAUCUGGUCGACGUCAACGUGAAGAAUCUCGGUGAUGAGCACGUGGGCAAGACGAUCGUGCUGCGCGCCUGGAUGCAGAAUGCCCGCAUGCAGGGUGCCAAGAUGGCCUUCCUUGAGCUGCGCGAGGAGGGCAACUGGUCGAUCCAGGCCAUUGUGGCUGCCAACCCGGAGGGCACCCCCGUCAGCCGGCAAAUGGUCAAGUGGGUUGGGGCGAUCAACCCGGAAAGCUUCGUCAUUGUCGAGGCCACGGUCAAGAAGCCCCUCGCGCCCGUCACAUCCUGCACUGUCCAAAACUACGAACUACACAUCACCAAGUGCUUUGUUCACGCCGCUGCCCCCACUGUUCUUGGAAUGACCCUCGCCGCGGCGAACCGCCCGGUCGCCAACUUCAGCGACGAGGCGCCUGUCGAGCAGGAGGUCGAGAAGCUUACUAUUGCCUCUGCUGGCGAGACCACCGGAACACCUGCCGCCAGCAUGCUUACCCAUCUUGACAACAUCGUGAUGCACAAGCGAUCCGCCGUACAGCAGGCAAUCGCCGACAUCCGUGGCGAGAUGAAGGAGUUGUACCGCUCAUAUCUGAGGUCCCACGGUUUCAAGGAGUUUGAGCCCCCAUGCCUCAUCGCCGCGGCGUCCGAGGGCGGCGCCAACGUGUUCCGCAUGCCCUAUUUUGAGAAGGAGGCAUUCCUUGCACAAUCGCCGCAGUUCUAUAAGCAAAUCGAGAUCGCGGGCGGCCGGAAGCGCGUGUUCAGUGUCGGGCCCGUGUUCAGAGCCGAGAACUCCAACACACCGAGACACAUGACCGAGUUCACCGGCCUCGAUAUGGAGAUGGAGAUCAAGAAGGACUAUCGCGAGGUUGUGGAAGUACUUGAAGGUGUCCUCUUCCACAUUUUCCGCAACAUCGAGGAGCGCUGCGCCGAAGAAAUCGCCCUCGUCCGCUCCGUCUACCCCUCGGAGGAGUUCCUCCUCCCCGAACCCGGCAAAGAGGUCCGCCUGACGUUCGCCGAAGGCCAGAAGCUCCUCCGCGAAGAGGGCCCCGAGGAGUUCCGCAACGUCACCGACGACGAGGACAUGAGCACGCCGCAGGAGAAGGCGCUGGGCGCCAUCAUCCGCAAGAAGUACAACACCGACUUCUACGUCCUCGACAAGUUCCCCGAGGCGGCCCGGCCCUUCUACGCCAAGGAGGACCCCGCCAACCGCAAGGUCACCAACGCGUACGAUCUGUUCAUGCGCGGGCAGGAGAUCUGCUCUGGCGGGCAGCGUAUCCACGACCCCGUCGAGCUGGAGGCGCGCAUCCGCACCAAGGGGAUCGACCCCGCCAGCCCGGGGAUCAAGGAGUACGUGGACAUCUUCAGGCAGGCUGGUGUGCCGGCCCACGGCGGUGGUGGUAUCGGUCUGGACCGUGUCGUGGCGUGGUAUCUGAACCUACCCAGCGUCCAUCUGGCGGCGUUCUAUCCCCGCACGCCGAAGAGGUUGCUGCCGUAAGGGAGGUGUAAGUGUACUCUCGUCAGGUACUGGUACUGGGUACUGUAUGGCCACGGUCCUGGACUAUGAUCUUGAUGAGGUGUGGGAUUUUUGAUG
Messenger RNA from Chaetomium fimeti, 1998 nucleotides. RefSeq lists its product as uncharacterized. The transcript is spliced from 3 exons. Gene Ontology annotation, biological process: aspartyl-tRNA aminoacylation. NCBI's taxonomy places the organism in Eukaryota, Fungi, Ascomycota, Sordariomycetes, Sordariales, Chaetomiaceae. Gene Ontology annotation, cellular component: cytoplasm; aminoacyl-tRNA synthetase multienzyme complex; cytosol. The record is from RefSeq and is a predicted model, not a curated record. The coding region runs from base 151 to 1902 and encodes 583 amino acids. Gene Ontology annotation, molecular function: RNA binding; aspartate-tRNA ligase activity; ATP binding.